Molecule: messenger RNA, 2903 nt
Organism: Octopus sinensis (East Asian common octopus)
Lineage: Eukaryota; Metazoa; Mollusca; Cephalopoda; Octopoda; Octopodidae
Product: zinc finger protein 271-like
Exons: 4
Coding region: 1090-2055 (321 amino acids)
Source: RefSeq, a predicted model, not a curated record
UGGUUGCAUAAGAAAAACUGACCUCCAAUCACUAGAGAUUGCUAUGACGAUUUCCUGUUGUUGUUGGAUUCAGAGGACGAGAGAUUAAUUGCAGAAUAUUUAAUUAAUAUCGUCUAAUUUAUAAAAUAAUUGGAACGGAAUAAGCGUGAACGCAUCCAAAGGAAUAACAACUGGUCGGAGAAAAAAAACGACAAAAUCAAAAUAUUUCACUUCGGGUGUUUCCGUGGAAGCGAAUGACAGAUCGAUUCUGUUUUCUGAUUGGAAAUUUUUCAGAUUUUUACAUCCACACACCUGAAACAGAUCUUCAGUUGACAUUGACAUCAGAGAGAUAUGCCAUCCAUAUUUAUCAUCAUUUAAAGAUUAAAAGGAAAAUGUUCCACCAAAGAAACAAUAUAAGCAUGUUUAUAUAAUUCUGUGGUGAAUUAAACCGAAACACUUCUGAAGAUGAAGAUAAACAGCGGCGAAGGUCACAGUUACUGGAAAUAAAGUAGUGGAACAAUUGCAAGGAAUAACCUGUAGAACUGCGAACAGGUGUAAUAUCUGAAUAUUGUGAGAAAAGGAACAGAACUUGCAUAAGAAAACUUACAUAAGGACCGAAGAGAUAAGAAAAUCACAACAUCACUGAGGUAUCUAUAAGUUGUCAUCAUCUCUAGAAAAUUGAACUCGGAAAAACCAUAUCACUAAUAUCUGUGGUUCAUCAUUCUCUUUAAAUCAUUAUUUAAGUAGCCACAAGCUUAUUUGUACAGGAAAAAAUCAUUAUUACUGAAUACAUCUGUAGUAAAUCCUUCUUUUUAAAUCAUUAUUUAAACCAGCCAUAUCCGGCCAAAAGCAUUCUGCCUGUUUUAUGUUCAAACUGGACAGAUCUGACAUCUCACACCAACCCGACAAUAUCGUUUUAAAAAUUAACAGCUACCUCAUCAAAAUCUCAAAGCUACAAGAUUAAUGAAUGAUUAGUUCAAAACAGUGUGGAUAAAAAAGGAUUAAUUUUGGCAGAAUAAUGUGAACACUAAAGGCUUAAUUAGGCACAAGCUUAUUUGUACAGGAACAAAAAUCACAUUGCUGAAGAUAUCUGUGGUAAAGCGUUCGCUCAUGGAGAUAACUACUCAGGAACGGGUUAACGUAGAUGAUAAGCUACAUCACUGUGAUAUCUGUGGUAAGUCUUUCUCCCGAAACGGUGAAGUAAUUAACCACAGGCGCAUUCAUACAGGAGAGAAGCCAUAUCACUGUGACAUCUGUGGUAAAUCCUUCUCUCAUAACGGAAAUUUAACAACACACAGACGCAUUCAUACGAGAGAGAAACCGUACCACUGCGAUAUUUGCGGUAAAUCGUUUUCUCACGGAAACAACUUGACCAUUCACAAGCGUAUCCAUAUAGACGAGAAACCGUACCAUUGUGAUAUCUGUAGUAAAUCCUUCUCUGGAAGUAGUGACUUAACCAGGCAUAUACGUAUUCAUACAGGGGAAAAGCCUUAUUGCUGUGAUGUCUGUGGAAAAUCAUUCUCUCAAAACGUAAACUUAACUGCACACAAGCGUAUUCAUACUGGGGAUAAACCAUAUCGAUGUGAUACUUGUGGUAAAUCAUUCUGUGAUAAUGGAGUCUUAACUAAACACAAACGUAUUCAUUCAGGGGAGAAGCCAUUUGACUGUGAUAUCUGUGGUAAAUCAUUCUCUGAAAUUGGUUAUAUGACUAAGCACAAACGUAUUCAUACAGGUGAGAAGCCAUAUCAGUGUGACAUCUGUACGAAAUCAUUCUCUCAAAAGAGUGACUUGACCAUCCACAUUCGGAUUCAUACAGGAGAGAAGCCAUUUCAGUGUGACAUCUGUGGUAAAUCGUUCUCUCGAAAUGGCGAAGUAACUGUACACAAACGUAUACACACGGGAGAUAAGCCAUAUCAGUGUGAUAUCUGUGAUAAAUCCUUCUCUCAAAACAGUGAUUUAACUAUACACAAACGUACUCAUUCUGGAGAGAAGCCAUAUCAUUGUGACAUCUGUGAUAAAUCUUUCUCACAAAAAAGUAACUUGACUAAACACGUAGCCAUCCAUUCAGAUGUGUAAGUUGUAUCACUAUCAAAGUUCAUUGUUUUAAAUUUGACAGAAUAAUCUGAAUUUUAAGGGGUUAAAUCAAAUAACUGAGAACCCCAUCAGACAUCUUCGUAGACUGCAAUACUUUGGUGAGAAAGCAUCUAUCACUACCACACACCAUGUCUCAUGGGGUGCCAUGAUUUUUGCCAUAACACAAUCACCUGGAAAUCUUGAAUAAGCAUUAAAUUUGACAGAAUAAUCUGAAUUUUAAGGGGUUAAACCAAAUAACUGAGAACCCCAUCAGACAUCUUCGUAGACUGCAAUACUUUGGUGAGAAAGCAUCUAUCACUACCACACACCAUGUCUCAUGGGGGGGGUCAUGAUUUUUGCCAUAACGCAAUCACCUGGAAAUCUUGAAGCUAUGUGAUAAUGCAUAGUUAAUUCAGAAUACUGUGAAUAAGCAUUAACCCUUUAGUGUUUAAACCGGCCAAAAUAUUCUACCUAUUUUAUGUUCAAACUAGUCAGAUAUGGUCAUUCAUAGCUACCUUAUUGUGUCAUUUUAAAAAUAAACAAUCACAUCAUUGAAAUCUCAAAGCCAUGAAAUGAUACAAGAUUAAUUUUACAUGGUGUGAAUACAUAAGCUUUACAUUUGACAGAAGAAUCUGAAUGCUAAAGGGUUGACCUUGUGGUCUGUAAUCAUACACAUUGCUGUUACCUAUACAGGGCAGUGUUUACUGACAGUUUCACUUCCUAGUGUUCACCCUUUUGUGGAGGCACAUGGCCUAGUGGUUAGAGCAGGGAACUCACAGUCGAGGGAUCGCGGGUUUGAGUCUCAGAGCGGGUGAUGUGUGUGUGUGUAUGAGUGACACACCUAAGUUCCA